Leptopilina boulardi is the source of this 4339-nucleotide messenger RNA. It is a transcript of the gene FAR1, whose product is annotated as putative fatty acyl-CoA reductase CG5065. Bases 504 to 2054 code for a protein of 516 amino acids. The record is from RefSeq and is a predicted model, not a curated record. Gene Ontology annotation, molecular function: alcohol-forming very long-chain fatty acyl-CoA reductase (NADP+) activity. NCBI's taxonomy places the organism in Eukaryota, Metazoa, Arthropoda, Insecta, Hymenoptera, Figitidae. Gene Ontology annotation, biological process: long-chain fatty-acyl-CoA metabolic process. The transcript has 6 exons. Gene Ontology annotation, cellular component: peroxisome.
AGCACUAUCAGUUGCUUGCUGUUUGAAAUGCUGUAUGCAUCGUGGAGAUAAUUUCUUUUUUUUUCUCUCUCUCCCCAUAAUAGUGAUAAACCAAUUUUUUUUUUUCCAAAAGUUAUAUCAGUUUUAAUUAAAUUUUCUAAAGUUCAGUUUUGUUUAGUGUCAAAUUCAAAAGUGAUAUCAUGGAAACAAUAUUAAAGGAUCUUAUCAGAAAGGAGAGCAUACUGAUCCGAAAUGAAUUUAGACGCGUCCACGUAUCCGCUUGCCAAAACUAGGAAAGGCGAUAAACUGAAACAUCUAGAUUGUCUUCUUCUCUGAAAAUAUCUUCCAAAGGAAAAACAGAAGGAACACCAAAGUUUUGUUCGUUUCUCCUGUUUAUAAAAACGUCGACUUUGUCUUCUAUCAAAAAAAAGAAAAAAAAAAUUCUACUCGCUUCCCUCUACUAUUUUGACUAAUUUUACUAAAGCUUCCAAAGAAAAAAAAGAACGCAUCAAAAUAAAAGAAAAAUGGCUACAAUGGCUUGUGGAGAGUACACAUCUGUUAAAGACUUUUAUCGAGAUCGAUCAAUUUUCAUUACUGGAGGCACUGGUUUCAUGGGCAAGGUCCUCGUCGAAAAACUCCUGAGGUCCUGUCCUGGAAUCAAAAAUAUUUAUCUUCUCAUGCGACCCAAAAAGGGACAAAACGUUCAGCAAAGGUUAAAGGAACUUCUCAAUGCACCUUUAUUCGCGAAAAUUCGUCGGGACUCGCCUCACGAUUUGAUGAAAAUUGUACCAGUGGCAGGCGAUGUUACGGAACCGGAACUCGGAAUCUCGGAAGAGGAUCAAAAUCUACUUAUUCAUUGUGUGUCAGUCGUAUUUCAUUCCGCCGCGACUGUUAAAUUCGACGAGGCCUUAAAAUUGUCCGUCACCAUUAACAUGCUUGGCACGAAACAACUUGUCGAGCUUUGCCAUCGUAUGCACAAUUUAGAGGCUCUAAUUCAUGUAUCGACGGCUUAUUGCAAUUGCGAUAGAACUGACGUUAAUGAAGAAAUUUAUCCAGUCCCUUUGGAUCCGGAACAAGUGAUCUCUUUUACCAAGUGGAUGGACGAUCAGCUCGUAGAGGAACUGACACCAAAGCUCAUUGCUGGAAGGCCAAAUACCUAUACUUUUACAAAAGCCCUUGCGGAGAGAAUGCUUCUUUGUGAAAGUGGUACAUUGCCAGUUGCAAUCGUUCGACCAUCGAUUGUUCUCUCAUCAUUCAAAGAGCCAGUCGCUGGCUGGGUUGACAAUUGGAAUGGACCAACUGGAAUUAUAGCUGCAAUUGGAAAAGGUUUCUUCAGAACAAUGAUGUGUCAUGAGGAAAAAGUUGCCGAUUUGGUGCCAGUUGACAUUGUCAUUAAUUUAAUGAUUUGCGCGGCAUGGAGAACUGCAACACAUCCAAGUGACAGUAUCAUGAUUUAUAAUUGUUGUACCGGUCAACAAAAUCCAAUAACAUGGAAGAAAUUUGUUGAUUUGGCAUUCAAAUAUACACGAAUGCAUCCAGUGAAUGAUGCAAUUUGGUAUCCAGGCGGUCGUGCUCGAAGUUCUUCGAUUUUGAACAAAAUAUUUGUCGCUUUUCAACAUACGUUGCCUGCUCACAUCUUGGAUUUUAUUGCCAAAUUGAAAGGAACAAAACCAUUUAUGGUUCGUAUUCAAGCGAAACUCGAUAAAGCGGCCUCGUGUUUAGAGUAUUUUAGCACACAACAAUGGAAUUUUAAAGAUGACAAUGUCCGAAGACUGGAUGCACAGCUCAGUCCACAGGAUAGAGAGACAUUUAUGUUUGAUGUUAAGCAAAUUGACUGGCCGUCUUAUUUGGAACAUUAUAUUCUUGGAAUUCGGCAGUUUAUUCUCAAAGAGAGUCCGGAGACACUGCCAGCCGCCCGCUCACAUAUUACAAGAUUGUACUGGUUGAACAGAACAGUGCAAUUUGGAGCGCUCGUAAUUCUUUUACGUCUGUUGCUGUCGCGCAGUACUUUGGCCCAAUCAGUGUGGUUCUCCCUCCUAUCUCUGGUUCUUCGGUUAUGCCGGAUGAUUGUUUGACGGCUCAGAACCCUGAAUGAUGAUGGUUGCAACAAACGUCACAAGAGUCCGGAGCUGGCCAAAAAGCAAAGCAAUCUUAAGGUACAAAUUGUCCUUAAGUUUCACUGCUCAUCAGUCUCCUCAACAACAAGAAAACGCUAUCUUUAUCCCCAUAAAUUGGCCUUCCCGAUGUUCGUGUUCGUUCGUACAUAUUAGCGAAGACUAGAGACGUAUGUUUAUUCGAAGAAUGUCGGGUACCGAACAAAAGUCGUCAUCGUCAGUUUAAAAAAAAAAUAAAUAAUUUGGAUGCGAAAACAAUAGAUGAGAGAAAGAAAAAAAGAAAACGAGAGAGAGAAAAAAAAGAAAAACUUACUUAGCAUCCGUCAUGGAAUUGUAGGGAAAGGUUUUUGCUACUUUUUCUUAUUGAGCCAAGUACACGCGAAUUCCUUGAAAAAAAUAACAUAAUAACGCUUUCAUCCUAGUCCAAUCCUUCUACAUUUUUUCACUUUAUUUAUUUUUCCUCAUCGACAAAAGGAAUAAGAAAUGUCUCAAAAUAGGAAAAACAAAAAAAAAAUAGAGGCGCAUUACUGGAUGAAUAAUUGAAUCGCUAUAAUCAUUCAUGAGAUUGAUCAUAUCGAUUAUUCGCACGACAUUCUUUUUUCCACUCUUUAUUCUAUAACGAAACGUCCGACGACGAUUGCAGAGAUGAACCUUUUGUAAAAAAAAAAUCUCGUGACGUUUCGGGAAUCCGUUUCAGUAAAUUUUCUUUUACAAUUUUGGUGUCAGGCAUUCUUUACCCCUUACUCUGCGAAGUAAGAUACCUAGGAAGAUAUUUUGCUAUCUGUUUAGCAAAAAAAAAGAAAACACUUUUUGAUUUAGUCAUUCUCACGUUUAAAUGAAAAUUGUCCAUGAAAUAUCUCCUCGUAUCUUACAGACAAUUUUUUUUUAUAUUAUUAUUAUUGUCAAAGCUUUACCAAUUUUCGAGUCUCAAAGGCAUCACUGAUUUUUUUUUCUAGUUUAUGAAACCUAUCGCGCAAAGAAAUUAUCUCUUUGCGAUUUCUUAUUAAACGUUUACGUGAUUAAGGUAUAGAAUGUGUGUAAAUAAGAAAAAAAAAAAAAAAAAAAAAAAAAAAAAGACUAACCAAUAUUAUUGUGUACUCGUGAAUAUUCUGUUAGCUAAAUAUCGGUGACUACAUUUAAUCGGUUUAUAUCGAAGUAUAUUCCUUAUUAAUUAAAAAAAAAAGAAACGAAUGAAAAUUACCAUGAGUAUUUUACUCACUCAACGCGCUUCCCCAGUGAGUCUAUGCGUAACAGUAGAAGACAUUUAUAUAUUUUUUUUAGUAAAAUUUAAUUAAUAUAUAAAUUUUAGAAAUAGAGAUUGUUAUUUUAUUUAUUAAUAUUAUCCGAGUUUCAGCUUUAAGAAUUGUACGUUGAUUAAUGCUAAUUUGUAGUGAAGGUUGAUCCACUUAUGAUUUUUUUUUUAUCUAAAUAGACUAAUUGGAAUUUAACUAAAUAAUUAAAUCUCAAAAGUGGAUUCACUUUUUUAGACUGAUUGUAAUGGAGGUUGAUUUCCUCCAUGAUUGUGUUUUUUUUUUAAUUUUAAUUCUUUUUUUAAUUUAAUUUAUUUUAAGGCAAGAUAAAUUAUAAUUAUUUUAUUUUUGUGUGAUAUACCUUGUUUUUUUAAUUUGUAUUUUACUGUUUUUUUUUUUUUAACAAAUUAAUAGUUUAAGUAAUUUUUUUUAAAAUAACAAAAGACGAGAUAAUAACGUUUCUCGAGAAACAUUUCUCCAUUAUUAGUCAGUGUUUGUAGAAUUAUUCUUGAAAAAAAAAAGAGAAAAAAAAACAAAUUCGUGCCACGUAUAUCAUGAUGCCUUUGAGACAAUAAAGCUGCAGGUGUAUGUCUUAAUUAAUUAUUUAAUUUGUACCAAAAGAUAUUUGCCUUAAGCUGUUAUUUAAGUCGGAGCGGGCUUCCCCUUAAUAAAAUGUUUUAUGAUCUGCGUGGUUUGUGGUUGCGAGAAGGAUUUUUAAAUGGAGUAAUUUGUGAAAUGAAAAUUAAAAUCAACGAUUUUGCUUUUGUCGAAAAAAAAAAAAUUUACAAAUUACUUAGCAUAAGGAACUGAAACAAAAAAAAAUGGAGAAGAGGAAUAAGAAAUGAAUAGCGCUGCAAAGGUCAUCAGCUAGUCUCGUCCGUAAUUUUAUUCGGUCACAUGAUGCUUAUGACAGAAUAUUUAUUAACAUAAUUGAUUUAAUUAAUAUUAUACUGUACUAUUAUAAAAAUAAAUUAAAACACAAUGAAACAUUGGAAA